This is a messenger RNA of Maniola jurtina (meadow brown), 3114 nucleotides long. It is a transcript of the gene Josd, whose product is annotated as josephin-2. Gene Ontology annotation, biological process: protein deubiquitination. Gene Ontology annotation, molecular function: cysteine-type deubiquitinase activity. The record is from RefSeq and is a predicted model, not a curated record. The transcript has 4 exons. Lineage: Eukaryota; Metazoa; Arthropoda; Insecta; Lepidoptera; Nymphalidae. Bases 196 to 897 code for a protein of 233 amino acids.
UAGGGUUAUUCGUCUAUGAUUUGUCAAGUCGAUAAAAAUGCAAAGUAAAUUUUAUUAAUUUUUAAACAAAUCUGCAAUAAAAACAUAUUUUUAAAUUGUUUGUAUGAAAACAUAAUCCUGUUCAAGUAAACGCUCGCUGAGAGCUUUGCAUGAGAGUUGUUUACAAGUACAAAUCAUGGUGAUUGUGUGAUCGAGAUGAGUUCAAAGCCACAAAUUUAUCAUGAGAAGCAAGUAAAGGAGCUAUGCGCUUUACACGCACUUAAUAAUCUAUUCCAGACUCGUAACACAUUUUCCAAGUCCGAACUGGACACAAUAUGCAGCCGCCUGUCCCCCAAUGUGUGGAUAAAUCCUCAUCGCUCCAUGCUGGGUCUUGGCAACUAUGACAUCAAUGUCAUCAUGGCAGCUCUGCAGAAGAAGGGCUGUGAAGCAGUGUGGUUUGACAAGAGGAAAGAUCCCGGAUGCUUAGAUCUGUCUAAUAUCUGUGGGUUCAUCCUGAACGUGCCAUCGGACUACAAGCUGGGGUUUGUGAUGCUGCCUCUGCGCCGUCGACACUGGAUCACCAUCCGGCAGAUACAGGGGAAUUUCUACAAUUUGGACUCCAAGUUAGACGCCCCACAGUUAAUAGGAAGGAGUAGUGAUCUAAUAGCAUAUUUGAAAGAGCAGCUAGGAAGCAAAGAGAAGGAACUUUUUGUGGUUGUGAGCCGGGAGGUGGAGGAGAAACAACUAUGGAUGAACCAGUUCCUGAACAACAGAGGACAUGAGCUCCCCAAUCACAAGGACUCUGCCCCUCAGUGUGACAGCCCUGACUCCAGCCCCACGUGUGACUAUAAUAGUCGUGAUGCCGAGUGCUUGAGGUUGAAUGAAGUGAGGAACUGUGUUAAUAGGGACAACUUUUAAGUGAAUUUUUCAAAAAAACUUGUGUUACAAUCUUAGACGCAACACCCACCUACAGAGUGGAGUGCAGCCAAGGUGUAGUCUUUUUUAUAAAAAUUGGAUUUAAUGCAAAAAUUGACAAAGUCCAUUUUAUCAACUUUUAGAGUGGCAAUGGCAUCAAUUCAGUUGUCUUUUUCUAAAUUAUAUUUAGAGUAUCUGCAUCUUGUUUUUUUUCAAUACUGCAAAAAUGGGACAGAAAAUAAUUUUUAUUUUAUUUUAGAUUUGAAGACUCUGAAUGAUAGUGUACUCUACAAAUUUAAACAAAAGGCUCACAACUGGCGUGACUUUAGUCACGGGAUUUGACAUAUCUAAAUUAAGUAUGUCUGUUCUUUUCUUAUCACACCAGUACCAUUGUAAGAUAAAAGCACCUAUGCAAAAAGCAGAUACAACCCUUUUUGUACAGCAUUGUAUACUAAUUAUUGUUGUUCUGUUUUAAGCAUUUUUGAUAUAACAACAUUUUGCAUUAUAUUCUCCAAUUUAAGCUCAAUUUUAUUUACUUUGGUAUAUGGUAGAAAUUCGUGUAAUAAUAAAAACAAAACAUGGAGGACACUCAAGGCUGAGUUUGCUGAAAGUUAUCAAAAAUGACGCUGCGUUUUGGUUUUGGCUCCACUUCAUUCGUGUGGUGGGCGUUGCGCCUUAUUGAGUAGAACGACUAGGGACUCCAAAAGACUUUUGGUGUGUUUAGUCAUUAAACUCGAUUUGUGCUGACGAUUCUCUAUGUGUUCACUUGUAUGACUGUUGUGUGUUGAGUGACUGAUUGAUGUAAUAAUAAUAAAUAUUAAUAAUAUAAAUUAUCAUAAUAUAAGCUACUUAUUGUAAGAUUCGGACUGUCAUUUUUUCCAAUAACGAAGUUAAAAUUUCUUUACUGAUAGUAUUGUCAUUCGAUUUUAAGGAUUAAUGAAUGCUGUUCAUAAUACUAAAAACAAUAAUAGUAUAAGCUUUGAGCUCAUGAUCUUUAAUCUGGGAUUUAUUGAGCAACACAACAAUGUACAAUUGUCUUCAUUAUUAACUAAAACUUAGGCAGUCAUUAUUUCGUAAACGGUAGUUUUUUUCCAAGAACUUUCCAAGAAACAUCAUAAUGAUUUUAAAAUAGGCACCUUUUUAACAAGGUAUCAAAGCAGUAGCAAACUUUUGUAGAAAUAUGGUUUUACUAAAUUCCAUGUUUUUUAGGCGAUAACUCACAAACUAUUUUUGUGGUUUGCUGCUUUUUAAAUAAAAUUGAUCAAGUGCGAGUCGGACUCGCAUACGAAGGGUUCCGUAAUUCCGUACCAUCGUACAAGAUAUUUUAAUAUUUUUAUGUGCAAGUUAUUGACAACAGCACCAUCUAUGUGAUUUAGUCUAUUAAUUUUUUUGUGAUGUAACCACAAAUUCUCUGUUUUCGUAUUUAUUCCUUUACUUGUGCUAUAGGACCCACCUACCUACCGAAUUUCGUGAUUCUAGGUCAACGGGACUCUAUAGGUUUUAUUGACAGAUACGACGGACGGACGGACAGACAGACAGACAAUAAAGUGAUCCUAUGAGGGUUCCGUUUUUCCUUUUGAGGUACGGAACCCCAAAAAAAGCACAGCAGGAUUACACGCUCCCGCUUUGGCAUUCGGGUAGCAAAGUAAACUGAUAGCGACUGUUGCUCAAUACAUCUCUUGAUUCAUAUGCUCACAUGACCUGUCUUGGUUUAAAAAAUACAUAAACAUAGUAUUGAGUUAACUCCUUGUUAGACUCCAUUCACAUGGCAUUGCACCGUACAUUUAUGCAGGAUAAUAAAUCUUACCAAAUACGUAGUUAUCAGUUAUCACGAUGUUUGUACUGCAAUAAAACGUACCUACAUAGUUUUAACCGUGUUUGGUAAGAUUUAUUCUGUGAUGCAGUGUAAACGGGGUCUUAUAUUGCUUUAUUUUUACAUUUCAGAGAACUUUAAAUAUUUUAUAUUAAAAGCGCCACUUGAUAUACAAUUGAGUUUUAACUUUUGCAUUGUUUUUAUGUACUUAUUUGUGAACGUUAUGUAUUAAUUUGUAAGUUGUAUGUUUCUUGUUAGGUUUUGUUUUUUUUUGUUGGUAAAGUUGCAUUUAGUAUAUGUAUAUUUACGUUGUUGAGUUUGAAGUAUUUAGUAAUUUGUUUUAAAUUAUCUCGUUGAUGAGUCCUUGCUUCUGUUUCGAAGCAGCAAUGGUACCUAUUGAUUCGGUU